AUGACGCUACGCCACCCCCGUCUCCUCCAUCGCUUCCCCUCCGACGCUGUCACUGCUCCCCGUCUGCGCCUCGACCCCGACAUUGUCGCCCCCAACAUCACCCCAGCCGCGCCGGCCCUGACACCGCAACCCCCAACGCCGUCGCCGCUUCGCCGGCUGUCCGCGCCCUCGACGCCGCCUGGCACACGCUGCCGUCUCCCGCAACGCCGGCCGCCCCCGUCGACUCCAACGACAUUGCGCCGCUGCCGUCUCCUGCAUCGCUUCCCCUCCAACGCUGUCGCCGCCUCCUAUCCACACCCCGACCCCGAAGCCGCCACCCCCAACGCCGCCCUGGCCGCGCCGGCCCCAACGGUGCCACCCCCGACACUGUCGCCGCCUUGCCAGCUGUCCGCGCCCCCGGCGCCGCUUGGCCUGCGUCCCCAACGUCGGCCGCUCUGUCCCCAAUGCGCGCGCGUGGCGCCCCUGCAAACUCACGCUGACGUAAGCUCGCAGCCGCCGUGA
Setaria italica (foxtail millet) is the source of this 501-nucleotide messenger RNA. RefSeq names its product proline-rich receptor-like protein kinase PERK2. NCBI's taxonomy places the organism in Eukaryota, Viridiplantae, Streptophyta, Magnoliopsida, Poales, Poaceae. The transcript has a single exon. Bases 1 to 501 code for a protein of 166 amino acids. The record is from RefSeq and is a predicted model, not a curated record.